Messenger RNA from Entrophospora candida, 1251 nucleotides. NCBI's taxonomy places the organism in Eukaryota, Fungi, Glomeromycota, Glomeromycetes, Entrophosporales, Entrophosporaceae. The record is from the annotation of a GenBank genome assembly.
AUGAAUUCUAUUUGUAGACAAGAGGUCUUUGGAACUGAGAAAAUAGAGAAGAAGGGAAGAAGAGCACUUAACAUUACUAAAACAACAAUGAAGAACAUAAAUGAAAAUAAAAAAGCUGAAAAGAAGACACCUGCUCAAUUUUCAGAUAAUUCUUUACAAAUCCAACCAGUUCAAAUUAUUAGAUCGUUUUCUGAAUCAAGUUAUCUACAAACACAAGCCCAACCUCAUCUACAUGAAUCAGUAGAAAAUCCAGAGCAAGCAAUCAUGAACUCAUCUAAUAAACCAGCAAGGUCAUCACGAGAAGCUCACAAGCGUAGAAAUAAAAGGCUUAAGUGGGAACAUGAACAUAGCAAACUUGAAGUAGAUGUGCCACCAAUAAUAAACCAACCUACCAAAUGUAAUAUAGUCUUUGAUCCAUUAAAGCAUCGAACCCAACAUGCAAGUUGGAUGUUGAGCACAUAUGAUAAGGUUCAUUAUCUUGAGAAUGAGUGGAAAAGUAUCCCCCUUUGUCCCUCAGACCAAAUAUCAUCCAAAGAAAUCAAGACCUCUCCACGUGAUUUAUUGAUUGAGACACUUAUUCAAGAAGCUCAAUCCACUAACAUGAAUCCUCUAGGAUCAUUUGAGAUACCUCCAGAUUUUUUAACAUUGGUUGAUAGUGAGAUCAUAACCCCUAAAAAUGAUAAUGAAAUUGAUCAACUACUGUCUGCUGAUACAAAUAAGCAUUUAUGGUUUGCUUUUGGUUGGUGGUUGGGUUUGGAUAAAGAUGGAAAGAUAAAUAGAAAGAAAACACGACGAUAUCUUAAAUCCAAAUGGUCAACACUUAAGCAUGCUUUGGACUUGCAGAAUAAUGAAGAUAUGAUGGCCAAAAUGGAUACUCAACCAAAAAAAAAUUUAAUUGAAUCUGCAAGAUUGCUAGUACUAGAUAAGUUGGUGAAAUUUCGUUAUAUUAUCAAGCCAGAAUGUAUUACAGAUCUGAAUGGCAGAACUUUAAUACACUUAGAGAAACUUGAUAAUCAAGAUGCUGUUAUGCAAGCAACAAAUGCAGUUAAUCACUAUUAUUUCCACACAUUAAACCAUCCCUCUCAUCGAAGCAUAGAUUUUUGGGAAAAAUUCAUUGAACAUUUUGGAGUAUACACAAGAUACAAUAUUCUCCCAUACACCAGUGGCCAUACUGCCAGUACUCAUAAUGCCAAUCACCAAGAAUGUGUUGAUAAUUUGCUCCAUGCUCUUGAGCCACUAUCUGCUAAUUAG